CAACUUGCAAAUAUACAUGUUCUAUUUUAAAUUUAUUCAUUGUAACAUUUGCGAUGCGGAUUUAGUAUCACAAGAUAUAAUUUAACAUUCGUCACACAUUAAGAAAAUUGAUAUUUGCAUUAUAUAUACUCGAGACCUCAUUCAAUUUUAAUAUGAGCUUUUAAUGCUUUUAAUUGAAAAAGGCAUAUUACCCUCAUUUUAAUUUUGCCCUCGUCGGGCAAUAACGUUGUGCACUCAUUUAUUGCAAGGAUUGACAACUGUAGCUUGAUGAAAACUAGCAUUAAUACUGCGGCCGCUGUGACUUGUGAAUGAACAUAAGGUUCUGUCACUUUGGAAUACUAAUUCCAUUUACUGGUAAAUCGUUAUGAUGUGUACGCUAAUGUUAUAGAUUAAUUAAAGUCAUUUACACAGUGCGGAAAGUGUCAUCAUAAAGCGGAGAGUGAUAACGUGUACUUUAUAUAUUGAAAGGAUAUUUGUACAAAAAUAAUAUAUUUUCAUAAAUGAAAUGAGUAUAACUCACAUAUAACCUAAAGUAACUCCAAUAAUGUUCAAACCAUUCUACUUUUGGAUUCAUGUAUUUAUUUAUCCUGCCAUAUAGUGAUUUUGUUAACAGAAGUUGUAAAGUGAUUGACGGUUCAGAAGAGACAUUUGGUUUCCACAGAAUAAGUUUACAUAGUAGUAAUCGUUAUAAAUAUUUGCUUUACCAAAAAUUUAAAAAUGCCAUGCUGGUACUAUGAAAAAAAGGAAUUACGGAAUACACCAUCAAUCCAAGAUGGUAUUGAUUACGAUACAGAAUGCAGAUAUAGAAAGGAAGGAGCACGUUUUAUUAUUGACACUGGUACUAAAAUGGAUCUUGGAUAUAAUACUAUGGCAACUGGUGUUGUUUAUUUUCAUCGGUUCUACAUGUUCCACUCUUUCAAGAACUUUCCUCGUUAUGUAACAGCAUGUUGCUGUUUAUUCUUGGCAGGAAAGGUGGAGGAGACUCCUAAAAAAUGUAAAGAUAUAAUAAAGACUGCCAAAACAUUAUUGACAGAACAAAAGUUUAUGACGUUUGGUGAAGAUCCCAAGGAAGAAGUAAUGACAUUAGAAAGAAUUUUAUUGCAAACUAUAAAAUUUGACUUACAAGUUGAACAUCCUUACAGUUACUUGUUGAAGUAUGCAAAAUGUCUAAAAGGUGAUAAGAACAAAUUACAAAAGAUGGUGCAAAUGGCGUGGACUUUUGUAAAUGACAGUUUAUGCACAACAUUAUCUCUACAAUGGGAACCUGAAAUAAUUGCAGUAGCACUGAUGUAUUUAGCAGGCAAGUUAAGCAAAUUUGAGGUAGUAGAUUGGAAUGGGAGACAACAGAAGCACUUGCGCUGGUGGGAUAUGUUUGUAGAAGAUGUAACAAUGGAUCUUUUAGAAGAUAUAUGCCAUCAAGUAUUAGAUCUUUAUUCACAGGCAAAUAGUACCAAGGCUCCAGAUUCUCCACCUUUGGUACCAUCUAACGAAUCUACGAGAGACCGUAUAAUAAUACCACCACCAAUAGAUUGUGCAAGCACAACUCCAAAUGUAACCCCUGGAAAAGUACCAAAAGCUGAUGUUACUGCUGUACCAGCAAAUGGCUGUCCUCCACCAGAUAUCGCGGAUGGUACAAAACCAUUAGAAUUACCUACACAUUUCCCACCAUAUCCAACGAACUUUCCUCCAGGAAGUGCGAGUUAUUCCGCUGUUUUCCCACCAACAAACAUCUCGGUACCUCCACCUCCGGUUAAUGCAAUGAAUCACAUUGUAUCUGCCAUGCAUCAUCUCGGUUCGUCGGGUUCAAUUCGACCAACACCACCUGCACCUGCACAUGGGCAACCACCUUUUCAACCCUACACAUAUCCCGCAAGUGCAACAUAUUUCCAAACUGGUAAUCCUGCACCUCCAGCGAGUACGCAACAACUGGGAACUUCCUCCUCAUCUUCAUCGAUCCAAAAAGCUCGAGAACUGGGAUGUAUAACUUCUCCAAAGUAACUUGCCAUCUUAUGCUAAUAAUCUUGAUUGUACACUUAUAAAAAAAUGUUAAUGUUUAUG
Messenger RNA from Cephus cinctus (wheat stem sawfly), 2058 nucleotides. RefSeq names its product cyclin-K (gene CycK). The record is from RefSeq and is a predicted model, not a curated record. The transcript has 8 exons. Gene Ontology annotation, cellular component: cyclin/CDK positive transcription elongation factor complex; nucleus. The coding region runs from base 718 to 1998 and encodes 426 amino acids. Lineage: Eukaryota; Metazoa; Arthropoda; Insecta; Hymenoptera; Cephidae. Gene Ontology annotation, biological process: regulation of transcription by RNA polymerase II; positive regulation of DNA-templated transcription, elongation. Gene Ontology annotation, molecular function: cyclin-dependent protein serine/threonine kinase activator activity.